Molecule: messenger RNA, 1422 nt
Organism: Vigna unguiculata (cowpea)
Lineage: Eukaryota; Viridiplantae; Streptophyta; Magnoliopsida; Fabales; Fabaceae
Source: RefSeq, a predicted model, not a curated record
AUGAGAUGUGACUUUUGUGGAGGCGAUUAUCCAAAUGGUCAUUGUUCUUAUCAGAGUAGCUCGCAAGGAGAAGUUCAAUAUGUGAGUAACCAAGGAAGACCAGGAAAUUUCUCCAACAAUAAUAACUUUUCACAGGGGUGGAGAAACAAUCCAAAUCAGAAUUUUGGGUGGAAGCAAGAUGUUGGUCCUUCAAACAGACAACCUCCUUAUCAACAGCAGCAACAACAUUAUCCUUCGGUGCAUGACAGAACAACUAAACUGGAGGAUACUCUAGAAAAGUUUAUGCAAGCUUCUUUGACCAAUCAGAAAAAUACAGAAGCUUCAAUCAAGAAUCUUGAAACCAAGGUUGGACAAUUGGCGAAACAAUUAUCAGAUCAGCAGGCAGGUCAAUUUUCAGCCAACACACAGACUAAUCCCAAGGAGCAUUGUAAAUCUAUUACCACUAGAAGUGGUAAAGUUGUGGGAAGAGGGAUUGGAUACAACCUGGCUGUAGAGGAAGAGAUGCCGACAUAUGCAAAAUUCAUGAAAGAGCUCCUAACAAAAAAGAGAAGAUUCUCUGAAGAGACAGUAGAGCUUGAAGCAGGGUGCAGUGCUAUAAUUCAGAAAUCAUUACCUCAGAAAUCCAAAGACCUUGGGAGCUUCACAAUUCCAGUUACAAUAAGAACAUUACCAGUGGGAAAAACAAUGUUUGAUUUGGGUGCUAGUAUAAAUUUGAUGCCUUUGUCUAUGCUACGAAGAAUAGGAGAUCUGGAAGUAAGGCCUACACGGAUGGCAUUACAACUAGUUGAUAGAUCCAUGAAGUAUCCCUAUGGUGUGGCAGAGGAUGUCUUGGUUAAGGUUGACAAAUUCAUGUUCCCAGUUGAUUUUGUGGUAAUGGAUAUUGAGGAAGACACUGAAGUUCCUUUAAUACUGGGAAGACCUUUCAUGAAGACGGCCAAGGUCAUUAUUGACGUUGAUGAUGGCAAAUUGAAGGUUAGGGUGCAAGAUGAUGAAGUCAACUUUAAUGUCUUUGAAGCAAUGCAGGACCCAAAGGACAAGCAACAAUGCUUCAAGAUGGAUGUGAUAGAUGAAAUUUUUCUGUCAUCCAGGAAGCAAUUGACAAAGGCAAGCCCAUUAGAAAAAGCUUUGAUUGGUGCUUGUGAUGAUCUGGAGGAUGAUGAAGAAAAGAAAGUUGAUGAAUACCUAACACAUAUGAAUUCAGCAAAAGAAAUUGCAUCAAAUGAUAUACAACUUGACAAAUUGCAACAAGAAAAUAGAACUGAAAGUCAGAAGCUAGAGCUAAAGGUAUUACCUCCUCAUUUAAAAUAUGUUUUUCUUGCAGAUGGAGGUAACAAACCAGUGGUGAUCAGUAGUGCUUUAACGGCUUCUGAAGAGGAAAAGUUGAUUUUAGUUCUUAAAGCCAAUAAGGGUGCAAUAGGUUAG